UCGCGGCCUGAGGGGACGUGGCGGCGGCACGGCCCGCACCCCCCUGCUCGGGGUGGCCGCGGAGGGAGCCGUGACGCGCCUGCUCGGCGGCCGCUGGCUCCCCGCUGCGGCCUCCCUUGGCGUGACGGGGGCCGGGCGGCAGUGGAGGCACGGAGCGAGCGGGCGGGCUGGCAGAGCCGCGCUGCCCCGCCGGGAGCAGGAGCCGGGUCAUCCCCUCAGCUUCUCUCUCGUUUUGAAGUUUGGAGGGAGGGCGCAGGUCUACGUGGAGGUGUCUUAUAGUCGUGUCGCUUCCUGCCCACGCGUGGGUCGGAGGAAGGCGGAGGAAGCGCUGGGGGUGUUCACAUACCGUCGGGCGUGGAAGGGGCGGGUGGUGGGGGAGUAACCGGCAGUUCUCUGCGGCUGAUGACAGGCCGUGUGGGGCUCGGCCCGGCAACUCCGGCGCUGCCGUCGCUCGGCCCGUUCCCACGCGCAAAACUCCUCGAGAAAGGGCUUGAGUACAGUUUGGGGUCCUUCCCCUUCAUAUUUAUACUUUAAGACUUUGCCCAGGAAAAGAUGAUAACGGAGCAGAGAUGCCACCCCUCGCCACCUUUUUCACUUAAAAGAAAACGUGCUGCAGCUAUGUGCUUAUGGUCAUACCAUUCUCUUAUAAUGACUGUUCUUCCUCUCCAUGUUAAACUGCUGGCUUUACCGUCUCUGGAUUAUUUUAAGUAAAAUAUUUACAGCACUCUUCAUCCUUGCACAUCCUGUGGUGCUCUCAGGCAAUAGAUUUAGUACAUACCGACACUGUAACUGGUGUUACAUCCCACGCUUGUACCUGUGUGAAGAAUGAGUAAUCAGUGUUGAACCUGUUACUGCCUAAAGCUGGAGAAGAUGUAGUUGUCUGGGGAGAAAAUUGUUCCGUGUAAGAGGGACUUGAGGAACAUCUGGUGUGGUCAGCCCCUGCGAAUGUGUGAAACACAAGCUGAGCUACUCAUGUUUCUACUGAUGGGAGUUGCAUUUACUAGGUUGCAGUGGGGACAUAGCAAGCAUCUGAUCUGUAUUGUUCUUGCCAGAAAAGAAGUGCUGGUUGUAUAGCUAUUAAAAAUACCAUGUAAAAUGACAGAAGGGUCUUGUCUUGCAUGCAAAUGUAAAGGUUUGAGGCAAUGCUUAAAUUCUGGCAACUUGCCUACACUGACAUAAAAAAAGGAAGAGUGGAUGUUUUCAAAUUAAGUCAAUGAGGAGACACCAACAAAGGGAACGCAAAUUAACUUAAGCCUACAGGAGGCUGGUGACACCUGCAAAAGGGGGGAAAGUGGAGAAGUUGUGCUUUGUGCUUUCGAUCUGACCUGUUGGGAUUACAUUUUGGAGCAUGUUUGCUGCUUAGCAGGGAACUGAAAUUCAGGCACAAGAGGCUGUAAAUGUAAAGUGUGAAUAUGGGUGAAAAGAAGCCAGAACCUUUGGACUUUGUAAAAGAUUUUCAGGAAUAUCUCACCCAACAGACUCACCAUGUAAAUAUGAUUUCUGGAUCAGUUAGUGGAGACAAGGAAGCAGAGACUCUUCAGGGAGCUGGGACAGAAGGUGAUCAGAAUGGUCUGGAUCAUCCUUCUGUUGAAGUUUCACUGGAUGAAAACUCAGGAAUGUUAGUGGAUGGGUUUGAAAGGACAUUUGAUGGGAAGUUAAAGUGUCGAUACUGCAACUAUGCCAGCAAAGGAACAGCACGGCUCAUAGAACACAUCAGAAUUCACACAGGUGAGAAGCCCCACAGGUGCCAUUUGUGUCCCUUUGCAUCCGCUUACGAACGUCACCUGGAAGCUCACAUGCGGUCGCACACGGGCGAGAAGCCGUACAAAUGCGAACUGUGUUCCUUCCGCUGCAGCGACAGAAGCAACUUGUCUCACCACCGCAGGCGCAAACAUAAAAUGGUGCCUAUCAAGGGCACAAGGUCUUCCCUAAGCAGCAAGAAAAUGUGGGGGGUUUUGCAGAAGAAGACCAGCAAUUUGGGGUACAGCAGAAGAGCAUUAAUUAAUUUGAGCCCACCUUCCAUGGUGGUUCAGAAACCAGACUACCUUAACGAUUUCACUCAUGAAAUCCCAAAUAUCCAGACUGAAGCUUACGAGAGCAUGACAAAACCAACUCAGAGCGGUGGGUUGCCAAGAGAUCCGCAAGACCUCAUGGUAGAUAAUCCUUUAAACCAGCUCUCUACGUUAGCUGGACAGUUAUCUAGCUUGCCACCUGAAAACCAAAAUCCAGCCUCUCCUGACGUUGUUUCCUGUCAAGAUGAAAAGCCUUUCAUGAUCCAGCAGCCUGCUGCACCUGCAGUAGUUUCAGCUGUGUCAGCAAAUGCUCCUCAAAGUUCAUCUCCAACCAGCCCAGAUCCUCGGCCUACACACAAUCAAAGGAACUACAGUCCCGUGGCGGGUCCCAGCAGUGAUCGCAGUGCCCACACCAGUACUCCCAGCAUAAGCAACAGUCAACCAAGUACUCCAGCUCCAACCCUUCCGGUUCAGGACCCUCAGCUUCUGCAUCACUGCCAACACUGUGACAUGUACUUUGCGGACAAUAUCCUUUAUACUAUUCACAUGGGAUGUCAUGGAUUUGAAAAUCCUUUUCAGUGCAACAUAUGUGGGUGUAAGUGUAAAAACAAGUAUGACUUUGCUUGCCAUUUUGCAAGAGGCCAACACAGUCAGCAUUGACUGAGAACACGCUUUUGUUUAGUUUUUUAACAUAUUACAGUAUAUUUUUCAUACUUGCUGAAGGAAAGCUUGCACGUGCCCAUAAGGAAUUGUCACAUUAGUGAAUUUGACAGAGGAGGCAAAUUGAUUUCCAUGUCGUCGUAAAACUUGCCAGGGAAAUUCUAUAGAAGAUGUGGUUGUUACUUUAUAGUAGCCUUUUAAAAGUGCUGAGGUAGCAUUGUAAGAAUUGGAAUGAAGUCUCUUGCUCUUAAUCCCAAGAAGCAUUCUACAAAUGUAGAAGCAGAACGUAUGUCCUGACACACAAGAUGUGAUUACCAGACUAUUUACUAGGCAGGACAAACCAUGAAGCACAGGGAGUGAAUGUAAUGACACGUGUGGUUACUUUGGAGACAUAUUUAUCCUUAAACGUGGCUGCUCCAAACUGGGAAAACAAACAGAAGCAACUGUCAUACAAAAUCAAUUUGGUGUAAAACUUGCUUUGAUCUGGUGAAGAUGAAUAAUAAGUUUUUGCUUAGUAUAGUCUGAACUUUUCGUGCUAGGGCUCAAACGCUAAUUUAAAUAUUACUUUUAAAACUCAUCACAAAACUAGAAGAGAACAGGUUGUUGUGAAUGAAGCUGUGGUAGGGAAAGAGUUAAAAGCUUGUCAUUCAAUGGUCACUCCAAAGGAAAACUAAAGAUGACACCUUAUUUAAAAGUACACUUAAGCAAAAUUUGACAUCAUUCCUUUUAAAAGGAGGUAAUGUUUAAACAAUCCUAAUAAAGAGCUUGUAGAACUAAUAUAUAUCCCAUGGGGUUUUCAACUGCCUUAAACUAAUUUGUAGAUAUUUAAGAUUUGCACAAGUAGGCUUCUGUCCUGCUGAUAGAAGUUCUAAUAGAAGCAAACAAGAGGUUUACAAAGUCAAACUCACGUGUUCAGUUUUCUCUUGGGCCAAGCUGCAACUGGUAGGUUGCCUGUAUGUUUGAAAGUUUUAUGAUCUGGUUUAUUGGAAGCUUUGGCUAACUUGGAGGUCCCUUGGUCUUGUCCCCUCCCCCAAAUUUGUUGUCCUCAAAAUAAGGAAGGCUUCUGGGUUUUCUGAAGGAUUCCUCUGACAGGCAAACGGAUACUGGCUGUUUGCAUUUGAAGUUGUCACAGUUAGUAAAUGUAGAUGGCAGAUGGUAACUGAAGAUGUACAUGAAAUCCAUUGCACAUUUGGUUGGUUUUUAUGCUGUACAUCUUCCUUUAGAAGCACCUAGGCUAAUGGACAGGCACUUUAAUACAAACCUAAAUAAAAUGUCCUAGCAAAAGUAAUGAAAGCUCUUCAUGUGCUACACAGGAAUUUCAAACAGGUGAAGAACUUUUACUUCUCACAUCUUUAGCCAUGCACUUUUACCUUAGUUUGUCGUACUUGCGAUAAACUAAAGCUUCCCUUGUAUAGUCCCCUUUUACUAUCAGCAAAAUAUGGCAGCAAUUAUGUUUUGUUAAAAGCAGGAAGAUUUUUUUCAGUGUUCUGCAAGUCAGAUGCUGGAAUCUGAGUAGCAAACAUUUGGCUUAUUCAAAUUGAUACUGUGAUGGGAGCUAAAGCUUCCUGAAGAAGUUAGGCAGAACUUAGGGCAGUGUGGGUGUAAAAUGGACGCAGAGGAAAGCAUCCUUCUGAGAACUUUUAGCUUUAGAAGUAAUUUUGACUUUAAUGAAUUAGAAAUGUAGGAAGCAAAUGUUUUUCUCUGCCUGACUUCCCAUCUGUUGAGUUCUCCAUGCUUAGGUAACCAGUUGGAGGAUCUGGAUUUCUGGUUGCACAUAGUCUUGUCGUAAUGAGGUCAAAAAUAUGCCUUUGAAGUAUUUCUGAUGUAGAGAAAGUGAAUGUCCAUCAGGACUUUCAUUGGCAGUGCCUGUAAACGUUACAGACUUUUCUGUCGGCUAAUGACUUAGUGAUUUAGGAAAAUGGCUUCUGAACCACGAUGCCCCUGAAGGAAAUUUUAGAUAGGAGAAUAAUUGGGUCACUAAUAGUGGUGUGUGGUAUCAAGAGGAAGCCUGCAUGGUGUUUUUGAAAAGGGGCACUCAUUUAAGAGAGGAUCCACUGUUGCAGGGGAAGGUUUGUUCUUGAUGAUAGAACUCAAUAUGAAAAAAAAAGUCUAACCCCAAACCUUGCAAACUUAUGUUCAGAACUAUUUGAAUACUGCUGGCUCAAUACCACUGGGAUAAGACAAUUAGUUUGAAAGUCUGUGAACUGUCACACAAUGGUAAAAUUCUUUUUCCUUCUUUCCUUGUGCAAGCUCCUCUUGGCAGGGGGUUCUUGGGAAGCAGUAGGCAGCUGUGGGGUUCAUCCCUCGAUUCUGCAGUCAGAUCCAUGGGGUGGAUCCCUGGCUCAGAGGGAUCCUCCCCAGUGUGUCACCCUCUGGAGAGUCUCAAUUUUUCAACAGUACAGUGUGUCCAGUUGUGCCAAGCCAUAAGCUGGUUGAUCCUGUUUCCUUCUGUCUACUGAGUAGGUUUGGAAGGCGUAUUUUCAUAUUAGUUUCUCCUAAUUUUGUACCUAUUGUUCACUAUAAUUUAAAGACCUGAAUUAGUACUGGAAAAUUGGAGUAUGACCCUGGUGAUUCCCUUGCACAAGCAGGUCUUACUCAGAGCCGAGGAAAGACAUUUGUUAGGAACUGUGGGAUCGAGUCCUCACUGAGUAGGACUUUUCAUGUUGAGUUCUUCACGUGCUAUCCUGCACUAACUUCUUGGUGUUUUCUUUAAACAAGCAAACAAACACCAAAUCUUUAUAAGGUGGUAAUUAGCAUUUUAACUUAAUAUUAACAGGGAAGUUUGGGAAUGAGCUGAAAUUUUUCCAUGGCUUGGCUCUGUUAAAUUCUGUAGUUGCAAAUUUGUGGGGGUUUUGUUUCUUUGUAAUAGAUUAUUUUAUAGAUUUGUUGACAUUUUUGACAUGCACUAUUUAUAGUACUCUUAAGGCAGAUUUAUUGAGACUGAAUAUCCCAGUGAACAUGCAACUAUUAGACUGAAGAUUUUAGUAGAUUAUCACAGUUAAUACUUAAACCAACUGUGAAGCAGCUAAGAGGGAAAAAUAGUUGUUUCACAGAUACAUGUCUAGAUGAAGAGGAUUUUGACAUCAGGCUCCGCCCUGGAAAACAUCUUCCAACAGUGUUUCCAGCAAAAUGAUCUGUUGCUAUUUGUUUUGUUCCAGAAUGUUUGAGGAGUUUGCUUGUUUGGGGUUUUGUUUGUUUUUUUUUUUGACAAAGGGAAUGUAAUCUAGAAGUCUUCACUGGCAAGUUUUCUAUUAAUUUGAACCUUGUUUGAAAAUCUACAGCAAAUGGAUGUUCUGCUGCAGGAAAUCUAUUCCAGGCUGAAGCAUUUUUCACUGAGCAAUCUUUGUGUAUGUGCUUCUCGGUACCUGCUUUGUUAAUAAUAUGCAUUUCAGUGUAAAGAGCAUAUUUUGUAUGCAAAAAUGAAGCUUGUUAGAGUUGUAAAAUAAAUUUUAUUGUGUAGUGAAUGUUUUCAGAUGACAAGGUUAAUUCUCAAAUAACUCAACUCUAUCUGGUGUAGUUCAUGUUGUGGAGCUUUGCUUUUGUAAGAUAGGAAUAAAAUAACACUUUCUAA
This is a messenger RNA of Colius striatus (speckled mousebird), 6243 nucleotides long. RefSeq names its product IKAROS family zinc finger 5 (gene IKZF5). Lineage: Eukaryota; Metazoa; Chordata; Aves; Coliiformes; Coliidae. The record is from RefSeq and is a predicted model, not a curated record. Gene Ontology annotation, molecular function: RNA polymerase II cis-regulatory region sequence-specific DNA binding; DNA-binding transcription factor activity. Gene Ontology annotation, biological process: regulation of transcription by RNA polymerase II. The coding region runs from base 1413 to 2672 and encodes 419 amino acids. The transcript has 6 exons.